Symbiodinium pilosum is the source of this 336-nucleotide messenger RNA. The record is from the annotation of a GenBank genome assembly. NCBI's taxonomy places the organism in Eukaryota, Dinophyceae, Suessiales, Symbiodiniaceae.
AUCCUUCUGCCCAUCGUGGGGAAUGCUGCAGAGCACCUGACGGCCGUAGAUGUGGCUAUGAAGAACAAGAUGGACCUCUCCCUCGGCGUGGCCUUAGGCUCUUCGUCGCAGAUUGCCUUGCUAGUCGUUCCAUUCACGGUCUGUGCUGGCUGGGCAAUUAAUGUUCCAAUGGACCUGAACUUUCAUCCGCUGGGCACGGGCAUCCUCCUUGUCACUGUCCUGAUCGUUGGCAGCGUGACCAGCGAUGGCGAGUCCAACUGGCUCGAGGGGGCCAUGCUCAUUGCUGCUUACAUCAUGGUCGGCCUAACGUACUGGACGAUGCCUGACACCGUGUAG